Globicephala melas (long-finned pilot whale) is the source of this 861-nucleotide messenger RNA. The record is from RefSeq and is a predicted model, not a curated record. NCBI's taxonomy places the organism in Eukaryota, Metazoa, Chordata, Mammalia, Artiodactyla, Delphinidae.
AUGUCUUCUGGCUGCGAGGCCAGUUCUGCGCAUGCUGUGGGGCCGCAGCCGCCGGGCAGUGGGCGCCCGAGGGGCCGGGAGCCAGCGUCCCCGAGGCCGCGCUGGGGCCAUGAUCACUCAGUGAAGCUGCGCCCGGACAGCGCGGCCGACUUCUCCUCGCGCUCUGAGGACCUGUGUGCGCUGCAGGGCUUGGUGCCUCUGCCCGCCGUGCGCGCUUCCCUGCGGGAGGGCCUGCUGGAGUUAAUGCCGACCGCCUCCGUGGGAAAUAAAGUUUACAGAAGUCGUGUUCCUGCGAUAAGAAAUAAAGAUGUGACCUUCCAGUUGUGUAAAGCUCUUAAACGCUGUGUAAGUGCGUCGGGUGCGCUAAGGAACUUGGAGCUAAGUGGGCUAGUUGUGAGAGAGAGAGACUUAACUAUGUUAACAAAGUAUCAGACUACCAGAAGGCAUGAAGAAACCUGGGCUGAGAGUCUUCGUUCCAGGAGACCUGAUCUUGACUGUAUGGCUGGUUUGAGGCGCAACACUCUGAACUGCAACACGCUCAUUGGUGACCUGGGUGCAAGUGCGUUGGCAGAAUCUCUUAGUGAGGAUUUGUGGCUUAGAACACUUGACCUGCAGCAGUGUGGCCUCACCAGUGAAGGAGCAAAGGCUUUACUAAAGGCCCUUGAAACCAACAGAACUCUGCUCGUUCUGGAUAUAAGAAAAAACCCACUUGUGUACCAGUGGAUAACUUCUCCAUCGGUGAAGGAACCAUCCAAAGCUGCUAGACAGAAAAAGAGAGCUAUAAUUUUGGAAAGUGGUCAGAAAGGAAAAGCUACUAUUAGAAUUGAUGUCCAGUGGAGGCCCAGAAUAGAAGCAAGAUGA